AUGAACCCCAACAAUGCUCCCGGGCGGUCAUUUCGACCGCUUCUACCGCGGGCACAGCCCUCGGGGCCAUCAGACAGCGACACGCAGCUCCCACCUCGCAAGGCACACACCAGGGUUGCUUGCGAGGGAUGUCGGCGGAAGAGGAUCAAAUGCGACGGCCAACGCCCCAUCUGCACCUCCUGCACAACCCACGGCACACCCUGCACCUACCUCAGCGCCGACCCCUCGGAAUCCCGCUCCUCCGCGAUCAAGCGCAAGUACGGCGAAGCCCAAGACCGCGUAUCCGUCCACGAGCAACUCUACAACCUCCUCCGCACGCGCAGCCAGCCCGAAGUGACCGAAAUCGUACGGCGGAUCCGGGCCGGGAUCGACGUCGAGGCGAUUCUGCGGUAUGUGCGCGAUGGGGAUUUGCUGCUGCAGUUGCAUUUGAUGCCGGAGGCUAGGUUGCGGUAUACGUUUCCGGAGUUUGCGAGCUGGCCGACGGUGUUUCGGGAUCCGGAGGAUCCGUAUUUGAAGACGCAGUUGUUGGAUUUUAAGACGGGGCCUUGGGCGGAGGGGAGUCGUGGGUCGCAGCAGGCUGGUCACUCUGGUGCGAUGGGGAAUCCGCACUUGCAUGUGUAUCAGAUGCCGUAUCAUGCGGCGCAGAUGGUUGAUCCGAGGCUGUCGUCGGUCAAGGCGUCGAGGUGGACGUCGGUGACGGUGGAUGAUGGGUUGGUGGCGAAGCUGUUGUCGAUUUACUUUCAGUUUGAGUAUUCCCGGACGCGGCUGUUUCUGAAGGAUUUGUUUUUGGACGAUUUGGUCAAGGGGAAGACUAACUUUUGCUCGGCCUUGUUGGUCAACUGUAUUCUGGCCAAUGCUGCUCACGGCCUGACAACGGACCCCCAUCGGGUCGAAUUCUGGACCCCCCGAUCUCUCCCGUAUGCCUUCCUCGCCGAGGCUAAGAGGCUGUGGGAUAUCGAAGUGGCCCUGCCCGGCGAACACAAGCUGACGACCAUCCACGCGGCCAUGUCGCUGACUCUGCGGUACGGGGCAGACGGUGCUGACAAGAUUGGGGUACCGUUCAUGCUGAAGGCCCUCGAGAUUGCCCAGGAGAUGGAGCUUUUCACCCGGGUCGAGACGGGCGACACCAAGAUGAGUCUGGCCCGGGCGUUUACGGCGUGGAGUAUUUACAGUUACCACGGGAUGACAUACUACUACAUGCAAAAAGCCCCCAUUCUAUCCGCACCACCCGCCACGCCCCUUCCCGACUAUUCUUCCAUCACCAAGCUCACCGGAGAGGUCUACGUCAAGUACCCCCUGCAGCCGUACCUAACCCCGAUUCUACUCGGACUCUCUUUCCGGGCCCAAAUAGGCCUCAAUCUAGUCAUGAUGGAGAUCACCCAAACAGCAAUCGAUGCUGGAGCGCCGGGCACAUCCCCGCCUACACUAUCCCAGGCUCUCGAGUUCUACCACAAGGUCGAGCACUGGCAUAGGACCCUUCCGGCGGAACUCAGCCCGGGGCGUGUGGUGAUGCCGCACCAUUUGCAGAUUCACAUGGAAUACUGCCUCGUCCUCAUCAACCUCUUCGAGCCGUGGAUGGCCGGUCCCGAAGCCGACCACGUCGUAGACACCGAAACCAAUACGACCGUCCGCGACAUCGGCACACGUUCCCGUGCCCGUCUGGAGACGCUCAUCCGGCUGUAUUACCUGAGGCACAGCUUUGACGCGUUGGAUGUGAUGCUCAUCAUGUUUCUUUUGCUGCUCGGGUCGAUUACCGCGCGUGUACUCGUUGCGCCGCCGGCUGAGGACGAGACCGAGGUCUCCCCUAGCCCUGACCCAACAUCAACAUCAUCAUCGACAACAGCAUCUCCGUUAACAACACCAGACACGACCCAUCCACCCCCCCACGUCCGAGACGCCUCCACCUUCCUCCUCUGCGCCAAAGGUCUCCACGACCAAGGCCAAAACCAAUACCUCGGCUCGCUCAUGUUCAACAUGCUCUCCGGCCUGGUCGAUACUUCGGCUUCCCACUCCCAGUCUCGCUCCCAUCCUGACCCGCAUACCCCUUCCCAGACAGAACCCAACAACCCACAGCCCACCAGGGGUAAUGUUACAACCCAGAAGCAGCCAAAAAAGAAGGAAACAUCCCUCCAAAACCUAGCCACAGACCUCGCACGCAUCCGUGCCGAGUUCCGCGGCACAGAGGUCAAGCCCGAAUACGUACACAUGGAGUGGCCUGUGUACCGGUGGAUUGAUCCUGCGGGGAGGAGUCUGGAGAGGGUUCUGGAGGGGGUGCAGGAGUUGGAGAUUGGUGAUGUUCGCCAUGGUGGUGGUACUAGAACGGGAGGUGGGGAGUGGGGGGGAGGAGCGGGGAAUGAAUAUGGAGGGGAGGGCGUUGGGAGUGGGUUGCCGGAUGUUUAG
This is a messenger RNA of Dichotomopilus funicola, 2400 nucleotides long. Its product is annotated as nitrogen assimilation transcription factor nirA. Gene Ontology annotation, biological process: regulation of DNA-templated transcription. The transcript has 5 exons. Bases 1 to 2400 code for a protein of 799 amino acids. Gene Ontology annotation, molecular function: zinc ion binding; DNA-binding transcription factor activity, RNA polymerase II-specific. The record is from RefSeq and is a predicted model, not a curated record. NCBI's taxonomy places the organism in Eukaryota, Fungi, Ascomycota, Sordariomycetes, Sordariales, Chaetomiaceae.